Sungouiella intermedia is the source of this 1197-nucleotide messenger RNA. The record is from the annotation of a GenBank genome assembly. NCBI's taxonomy places the organism in Eukaryota, Fungi, Ascomycota, Pichiomycetes, Serinales, Metschnikowiaceae.
AUGUUUUCCUCGCAAACUUUUAAAGUUCUCUUCUUGCUUCCCUGGCAGCUACUCAAUGUGACGUUGCAAUACUAUGCUUUAGGACGGGUCCGUCGAUUCAGACGCUACGGGAAAAACCUCCGUGGUUCGUUGUUGACCGUGGCAGCUCGAGCUGUUUUGUCACUCAAUAUAAGAGAUUGUGCUGUGUUUAAUAAUAAAACUGUGGGCACUGUAUUGAGGGAAGUGGCCGAGGCUCAACUUGAUCUUGUCAAGCACUUACCUAACUAUGGAAAGCGCUUCCUGGAGAAGGGCUACUGGCUCGUCGAGCAACCAAAUCGCGAGCCAGACGACUUGGUCCUUAUAUAUUGUCAUGGUGGAGGUUAUUUCCUCCAGAUAAAUUCUAUUCAUAUUGAAACAGUGUUGGCAGUCUACUGCCUUCUUUCUAAUCGGAGCCGUAUCUCUAUCUUAAUUUUGGACUACUCAUUGGCAAGUCACGGACAUACAUUCCCCACCCAGAUGGAGGAAUUGUACGACUUAUAUUAUACUGUGAAGAAAAGCUGCUCCAGAAUUGGUCUUUUGGGAGACUCUGCUGGAGGGAACUUGGCUGCUGGCUUUCCUCAAUUCUUGAGACUGAGAAGCGCUAGCGAGAAAGAUUAUCCUUUGAUAUUGGCAUUGGUAUCGCCUUGGCUUCUGAUUUUUCCUGACCCUGACCUGCUAGCUCGCAACUCAUCAUAUGUUGCCAAUGCAGACGGAGAUCUUGUUGCAUAUCUGGCAAUGACAGAUACUUCCAAGAGAUCGUUUAUUCUAGGUAAGGAGGAUCGCUUUAGCCUUAUCUGGUCACCUGCAACAAAAGUGCCGGCCACUACUGAAGAUUGGAAAUGUCUCCCAACUUUCAGUGAUCCAAGACGCAGGCUCUUCCUUCUAGCUGGAGAAGAUGAGACGUUGAGGGAUGACGCGAUUUGGUUUGCCAAGUAUGCAAUGGGCAUCGAUUGGCUGCCAGAAAACUACUCGAGAGAUCACAAGGAAUACUCCAAUGAUGAACUUGAGUUUAAAAGUGAAUGUGCACAAGCAUUUAUCCAGAGAUAUGGAGUUCACGAUGAGAUGAUGUCUUUUGAGAGGCCCUUAGAAUACGUUAGAGAGGGAAAGAGUGUUGAAGAGCUCGGAGAUGACUGCUAUGGAACGAAAAAGUUAGUUGAGUUUCUCGAUACAGUGAUUUAG